GCGCUCGUGCUGAACUUUCUCCCCCAGUGCACGAGGCUGAAGUGGUUCAGUCCAUGACAGCGGAAGUGCUGACAGCGGACCUGAGAGAGAGCGAGUCGAGUUCCAGACGCUCGGUCGAGUUUGUGUUGAUUUAUGUAAGACGACACAGAAGCGGCACGCAGAGACUCCGAGAUGCGGCGAAAGCAGAAGAGACUGCUGCAGAUCGCGCUGCUGCUGCUGCUGGCCUUCCUGCUGCUGCCGAACAUCGGCUUGUGGUCCGCGUCUCUGGAGCGAAUGUUUGACAGCUCCGCGGACGCCGCCGCGCUCUCGCACGCGCAGAGGAUGAACACAGUGCAGAACGCGGGCGUUCGGAGAAAGGACUGGCAUGACCAUGCACUGAUGAAGAGCGAAGCGGCACGUUCAGGUGUCGGCGAGCAGGGCAGGCCGUAUCCGCUGACCGACUCGGACCGCGUGGACCAGGCCUACAGGGAGAACGGAUUCAACAUAUUCGUCAGCAACCGCAUCUCUCUCAACAGAUCCCUGCCUGACAUCAGACACCCGAACUGUAAGAUGAAGCUGUAUGCAGAAGAUCUUCCCAACACCAGCAUCAUCAUCCCCUUCCAUAACGAGGGCUGGUCGUCUCUGCUGCGCACGGUUCACAGCGUGCUCAACCGCUCGCCGCCGCAGCUCAUCGCCGAGAUCAUCCUCGUGGACGACUUCAGCGACAAAGAGCAUCUGAAGGCUCCUCUGGAGGAGUACAUGGUGCGGCUGCCGAAGGUUCGAAUCCUGCGCACGAAGAAGCGUGAGGGUCUGAUCCGGACCAGACUGCUGGGCGCGGCGGCUGCGAAGGGUCAGGUCAUCACGUUCCUGGACUCACACUGCGAGGCCAACGUCAACUGGCUGCCGCCGUUACUGGAUCGCAUCGCGGAGAACCGGAAGACGAUCGUGUGUCCGAUGAUCGAUGUGAUCGACCACGAUAACUUCGGCUACGAGACGCAGGCCGGCGAUGCGAUGCGAGGGGCUUUCGACUGGGAGAUGUACUACAAGCGCAUCCCUAUCCCAGCGCAGCUGCAGAAACCAGACCCCAGCGACCCGUUUGAGUCUCCGGUGAUGGCAGGCGGUCUCUUCGCUGUGGACAGGAAGUGGUUCUGGGAGCUGGGAGGAUAUGACACGGGUCUGGAGAUCUGGGGAGGAGAGCAGUACGAGAUCUCCUUCAAGGUGUGGAUGUGUGGCGGCCGAAUGGAGGACAUUCCCUGCUCACGCGUGGGUCACAUCUACAGGAAAUACGUCCCUUAUAAAGUGCCGGGUGGAGUGAGUCUCGCCAGGAAUCUGAAGCGCGUGGCCGAGGUGUGGAUGGACGAGUAUGCAGAGUUUAUGUACCAGCGGCGGCCGGAGUACCGGCACCUGUCCGCCGGAGACGUGUCUGCGCAGAAGGAGCUGAGGAGCCGGCUGAACUGCAGGAGCUUCAAGUGGUUCAUGACGGAGGUGGCCUGGGAUCUGCCCAAACACUAUCCUCCGGUGGAGCCUCCGGCCGCCGCGUGGGGAGAGCUGCGUAAUGGUGCCUCCGGUCUCUGCAUGGAGAGCAAACACUUCUCCUCGGGCUCCCCGAUCCGUCUGGAGAAAUGCCUGAAGGGAGGAGGCGAGCCGACCUGGAGUCACGGUCAGGUCUUUACGUUCGGUUGGAGAGAAGACAUACGGGUGGGAGACCCGCUGCACACUAAGAAGGUCUGCUUCGACGCCGUGUCACACAACAGCCCUGUGACUCUCUACGACUGCCACGGGAUGAAGGGCAACCAGCUGUGGGCCUACAGGAAGGAUAAGAGCCUCUAUCACCCCAUCAGUAACAGCUGCAUAGACUCUGAUGCUGCACAGAAGCGGAUCUUCAUGAACUCCUGCGAUCCCUCGUCUCCCAGCCAGCGGUGGCUCUUCCAGAACACCAACACCACGGUCUUAGACUCCUUCAACAGCGAUCACAAUGUGUAAUCCACCGGGGCGAGAGCUUCGUGAUCAUGGAUGUGACGCUGCUCUCUGUGCCUUUACUGAACCCAUGUGCAUCUAGAAACUCUUUCCUGAUCGUCUGGAAAAGCUGAAGCUCUGUCCUUCUCUCCACACUCCCAUCAUCCUCAUCACUUCUGCUGACUUUCACUCCUGAAAAUGAUCAGUAACAGUGCUGCAGGCUUCGGUGCGUCUGAGGGUCGUCUCUAAG
Messenger RNA from Cyprinus carpio (common carp), 2185 nucleotides. Its product is annotated as polypeptide N-acetylgalactosaminyltransferase 10-like. Gene Ontology annotation, cellular component: Golgi apparatus. The record is from RefSeq and is a predicted model, not a curated record. NCBI's taxonomy places the organism in Eukaryota, Metazoa, Chordata, Actinopteri, Cypriniformes, Cyprinidae.